Messenger RNA from Argentina anserina (silverweed cinquefoil), 921 nucleotides. RefSeq lists its product as uncharacterized. The record is from RefSeq and is a predicted model, not a curated record. Lineage: Eukaryota; Viridiplantae; Streptophyta; Magnoliopsida; Rosales; Rosaceae. The transcript has 2 exons. Bases 1 to 921 code for a protein of 306 amino acids.
AUGAGCCGAAUCCGAGCAUUUUCAUCUCCUUCAGUAUUGCCACCAUCUUCUUCCACAGGUCAGAUAGAAAUCCGGCCAGAAGAUCAUAAUUUAGAAGGCAUUGCUGCCAAUGUUAAGUUGCUAUUGAAGCUAAUCCAAGACCAGAAUGAGGCGAAAGACAAUGAUGCAAGAAAGACACAAAGAGUGGCUGGAAUGAUAUCAAUAAUUGAUGAUGUGAAAACCCGGAUUCAGAAAUCUCAAAAUGUGGGGAGAAGAGCCGAGCUGAGACGCUGCAAUACAGAUCUCAGGCCAAAUGCUCCUCCAAAGGACAAAAGGUCUCAUGAGCCAAUAACCGACGAGAAGGAGAAAUUGAGAAGAUCACUAAGUGCAAGCUUGGCAGCAAGAAAGAGCCUAGAAAUUAUGUGUUCAAGUUUGGGAAAAGAGAAGGAGAUUAUUGCAAAGGAGCUUGCAAGGAAGGUUCAGGAAUUUCAAGGGAUGGAGGAACAUAUCAAUGAUCUUAGAGCACAAAAUGAGAAGUUGUUGGCAAAAGUGAAAGUUUGUGCUGCAGAGCACAAAGAGAAUAAGUAUGGUAAUGGGGAAGUGGGUGCUACACAUGAGAAUGCAGCAUUGCAGGAGCGGAACAAGGAACUUUCGGAGCAACUCCUUAAGUCCCUUGAUGGGUGUAGAUCCCUAAAGAGGAAGAUUAAAGUUGCACAGAAGGAAAAUGAUGCGAUGCACUUGGCCAUGGAGGAGGUUGGAAUGGAUGUUCAAGACAGACUUGACCGACUACGCUGCAUGAAGGAAGGGAUUUUAGAAGGGAAUGCAGAUAUUGAAGAGGAAUUUUCGGCAUUGGAGCAUCUGUUUGAGUCAUGCUACCAGAAGAUCUCAGAACAUGAGCGGAAGAAAAUUGAGAAAAACAAGGCCGAGGUGAAUGCUACCUAA